AUGGGUCUCGACAAGCUCAUCCAGCAGCAGCUCGCUGCCGGCUGCUCCUCACGCCGCCUUCUCACUCUUCCCGUCGCCCUCGUCCUGGCUCUUUUCCUCUUAUGGACCGCUCGCAUAUCCUUUGGCGACUCGUUCCCCUCUCUGGCCAAGGCGUCGUCGUCUGUUCUCAAGGGGCCACCUCAACCCCCUCCCGUCGCCGGCGGUGGCGGCAGCAACGUCAACUAUCCUCCUCCGCCCGUCGACCUCUCCCAGCCCGACGCCCCCUUCGUCGGCUGGCCCCUCCAGAGGGUCUGCAACGAGGCCCAUUGGGUCGAUGGUCUCGUCUUCGUCUGCGACAAUAAUUCUGGCGGCAUUGGCAACGUUCGCAACUACAUCCAGACCUGUAUCCGCUACGCCAUCGAGGCCGGCGCAACUGGCCUCGUGGUGCCUCGCAUCCGCCAGCGCUCCGACAAGGAUCUUGCCGAUCUCUUCACGGACUUUCUGCCCUUCAACUACAUGUUUGACGAGGACCAUUUCCGCACCUCCAUGACCACCUUCUGCCCCCAGAUGACCCUCUACAGCAACCUCACUGACAUCCCUUCCUUCCACGACGCGGCCCUGCAGGUCGAGGAGAUCAAGCCCAAGGACAUGGUCAACAAGCACGUCGACUGGCAAGACUUCAACCGCCACACCGACCACUGGGGCGACGUCUUCCGCAAGUGGCUCUUCGAGGGCUUCCGCGUCGAGGGAACCGCAGCCGAGGCCACUCCGGACCAGCGGCCCCGCGCGCCCACUGUCGACAAGCCUCGCAUCAUCCGCUUCAAGUGGGGUGUCCUGUGGGAUUGGCCCGUCUACCGCGACGGCCCCGAGUUCGCCACCACCUUCGGCAGCAUUCUCAAGUUUCACCCCGAGCUCAUGUAUCUCGGCAAGCAGGCCGUCAAGUCGCUCCACCGCCUUUCCCGCGAGAACGGCGACCCCAUGGGUCAUUUCCUCGGCAUGCACUUGCGCUCCGAGAGCGACUCCAUGGGCUUCUGGCCCCAAUAUGAGGACCAGAACAAGGCCUACCUCGACAAGGCUCGGGAGAAGGGAUACAAGACGGCAUACCUGGCCACGGGCAACGCCACAGAGGGCCAGAAACUCGCCGACGGCGCCCAGGCCACCCUCGGCAUGAAGGUCUGGUCCAAGACGGACCUGCUCGAGCCCCAGGAUCUAGAGAAGCUGCAGGCCCUGACGUGGGACCAGCAGGGCGUGGUCGACUUCAUUGUCCUGCUCGCGAGCGAGUAUUUCGUUGGUGUGAUGCCCAGCAGCUUCUCCGUCUACAUGACCAUCAAGCGCCACCUCAAGAUGGAAGGCAUCUAUUCUCGCCCGUACAAGGUCGGCACCGAGGGUGAUGGCAGGUCUUACCUGGUCGGUAAAUACGACGAAUAUUACGGAGGUUGGCUUUUCAUGUUUGACGGCAUGUGGCCCUGA
Messenger RNA from Thyridium curvatum, 1449 nucleotides. RefSeq lists its product as uncharacterized. Lineage: Eukaryota; Fungi; Ascomycota; Sordariomycetes; Thyridiales; Thyridiaceae. The record is from RefSeq and is a predicted model, not a curated record. The transcript has a single exon. The coding region runs from base 1 to 1449 and encodes 482 amino acids.